Messenger RNA from Cariama cristata (Red-legged seriema), 1201 nucleotides. RefSeq names its product pleckstrin homology domain containing, family D (with coiled-coil domains) member 1 (gene PLEKHD1). The record is from RefSeq and is a predicted model, not a curated record. The annotation marks the transcript as partial. NCBI's taxonomy places the organism in Eukaryota, Metazoa, Chordata, Aves, Cariamiformes, Cariamidae. The transcript has 11 exons.
AUGUUUGCUUCAAAAUCCAGUUCCGUGUCCCCUUCUCCGUCCAUGGAGCAGGCAGAUUCAGAUGCUCUGGACAUCAGCACCAAAGUGCAGCUGUACGGCGUGCUCUGGAAGAGACCUUUCGGGAGGCAGUCAGCCAAAUGGUCCAGGAGGUUCUUCAUCAUUAAGGAGAGUUUCCUGCUUUACUAUGCUGAGAGCGAGAAGAAGAGUUUUGAAAGCAAUAAAUACUUCAAUAUCCACCCCAAGGGUGUCAUACCCCUGGGAGGCUGCAUCGUGGAGCCCAAAGAAGAGCCCAACAUGCCUUAUGCUAUAAAGAUCUCUCAUGAAGACUUCCACGGUAACAUUGUUCUAGCAGCCGAAUCAGAGUUUGAGCAGGCUCAGUGGCUGGAGAUGCUACAGGAGUCUGGAAAAGUGACCUGGAAGAAUGCCCAGCUGGGAGAAGCCAUGAUUGAGAGCUUGGAAGCCCAAGGACUGCAGCUGGCCAAGGAGAAACAGGAGUAUUUAGAUAAGCUAAUGGAAGAAACAGAAGAGCUGUGUUUGCAGAGGGAGCAAAAAGAGGAACUCGAGCGUCUGAACCAGGUCCUGGAAGCAGAGAAGCACCAGUUUGAAGAGGUGGUGCGGGAGCUGCGGCUGGAGCAGGAACAGAUCAGACGGGAGCUAGAGCUCACAGCCCACUCCCUUAAAGGAGUGGAGGAAGAAAAGAAAGAGUUGGGAAGCCUGACACAGUCCUUACAGAAAACCCUAGAGGAGCUCUCCUUGGAAAAGCAGCAAAUGUUGGAGAUGCUGGAAGAAAAUGAGAGCCAGCUCCCACCUCCAACGAGCCCCAGCAAGGAGCAAAGCCCCAUCUGGGGACUGCACUGCAGCCUGCGACAGAUCGAAGAGAAGAUGCAGCAACUUCUGGAGGAGAAACUCCUGGCAGAGAAGAGGAUGAAGGAGAAUGAGGAGCGGUCCCGAGCACUGGAGGAGGAGCGGGAGUUUUACUCUUCCCAGUCGCAAGCGCUGCAGAACUCACUCUCGGAGCUGACCGCGGAGAAGCAGCAGACGGAGAGAGACCUCAAGGCUGAGGUGAAGGUGCGCAUGGAUCUGGAGAAGAGACUGAGAGAAGCUGAGGAAGCGUUGCAGAGCUUGGAGCAAGGCUUAAAUUCUCUGGAUUGCAACAAGGAGAAAGAGGAGAAGAUGAAAGCAGAUGUCAGUAACUUGAGAA